AUGCCUCACAGCACCUCCUUCGAGGCGAACAUCAUCGAUGAUCUUGUUUCCAAGCUCUCAGAUGCCCACAACUCACACUAUGGCUUCGGAGCCAUGAGUUGCAGUGUAUAUGAUACUGCGUGGGUAUCAUCUGUCACAAAAACGGUAGCUGGCGUCCCACAGUACCUCUUUCCUGCAUCUUUCAUUGCGAUUUUGAAUGCGCAACUUGCAGAUGGUUCUUGGGAUGGUCACUUCACCACACACGCGCAUCAGAAUCCCAACUCGAACUCAGCAGAUCUUUCAUCUGUAUCGUCGUCAACAUUGGCUGAUAAGAUUCUGAGUACCAUGGCUGCCAUCUAUGCCAUGAAUUUGCAUCACAACGAACCGCUGCAAAUUUCCCGUACCCGCCUGCCUGGUCCUCGUCUCCACGAUCGAAUCGCCGCUGCCACGUCUAGUCUAGACACUAUGCUUACCCAAUGGAAUGUCGAUACGUGCAAUGCUGUAGGAUUCGAGGUGCUCUGUCCCGCUAUGUUGGGUCUUCUCUCCUCGCAGGGCUACGAUUUCGAUUUCCCUUCAAAAAAGAAGCUAUUCCAGAUCCGCGAUAUCAAGCUUGCGCGCAUUAGUCCGAAGGUGAUUUACAAGCUCGCACCGUCGGCUUUACUACAUUCGCUGGAAGCAUUCCAUGGUUGGAAUGUCGAGGACUUCGAUGUUAGUAAAGUCAAACACCAUUUGGUCGGCGGUAGCAUGAUGGGCAGCCCAGCUGCGACAGCUAGCUAUCUCAUGAAAUCUCCAGAAUGGGACCCUGAAGCGGAGGCCUACCUCCGAAUGGUCGUGGAGUGUGGAGACGGAAUGGGAUCAGGGGCUGUUCCUAGCGCUUACCCGAGUACAAACUUUGAGAUGUUAUGGGUCGUGUCUACACUAGCGGAGUACGGUGUCUGGAACAAUGUUAAGGGGACGAAGAAGUUGGACACCAUUUUGCAGGCAAUCGAAGACACGAGAUCAAUCACAAAAGGCCUUGUUGGUUUUGCUCCUGGUAUUGAGCCCGAUCUUGAUGAUAGCGCCAAAGCAUCAAUUGUCUUCAGCUUAGCUGGAAGGCCAGGGUUCUCAGCCGUCAUCGUGGAGGAAUUUGAUUCCGAGAGGUGUCUCAAAACCUACCGAGGAGAGCGAGACCCCGGUGUCAGCGCUAACUGCAAUGCCUUGAUGAGCCUAUUGUUUGAUACACAUGAGUUCAAGGGUAAAACAGAAACGAUUGCAAAAGUGGUCGACUUCAUAAUUGCUCAAUGGACUGCUGGCGGUCGGGCGAUCAAAGACAAAUGGAACCUUUCGCCAUACUAUCCUAUCAUGCUCAUCACCAAAGCACUUGCCAAGGUGCUGACCAGGUGGCAUUCCGGUCGUCUUUCGCAAAUCUCUGCACACGUCAUAGAAACCCAGCUUGCGCCAUUGCUGGUGGAUUCUCUGCAGCAGACCUUACGAGCUCAGCGCAGUGACGGAUCCUGGGGCUCCAUAGGUCCAUAUGAGGAGACUGCUUAUGCUGUAUUGACUCUCAUCAACCUUGUCGGACUGCCCCUUUGCGACGAGCUCCAUCAAAAGGCACAAGCAGCAAUUGAAAAGGGACGGGACUUCCUACGUGGCAGAGGAAACACUCCUUGCGAGUACCUGUGGAUCGAGAAGAUCACAUUUGGUUCGCAAUUCUUGAUGGACACAUAUGUGCUCACAGCACUGCUGGCAGAUCCAGAAAUCGAGGCUGUGCAGAACGCCCCCUUGCACAGCGGUAGCACAGUUUCACAGGCAGUGAGCGAAUCUAUGGUGCAAGGUAACGUCCUCAAAGUUAGGUAA
This is a messenger RNA of Aaosphaeria arxii CBS 175.79, 1815 nucleotides long. RefSeq lists its product as uncharacterized. The transcript has 4 exons. Gene Ontology annotation, molecular function: magnesium ion binding; terpene synthase activity. Bases 1 to 1815 code for a protein of 604 amino acids. Lineage: Eukaryota; Fungi; Ascomycota; Dothideomycetes; Pleosporales. Gene Ontology annotation, biological process: diterpenoid biosynthetic process. The record is from RefSeq and is a predicted model, not a curated record.